Alligator sinensis (Chinese alligator) is the source of this 2369-nucleotide messenger RNA. RefSeq names its product zinc finger protein RFP-like. The record is from RefSeq and is a predicted model, not a curated record. The transcript has 7 exons. Lineage: Eukaryota; Metazoa; Chordata; Crocodylia; Alligatoridae. The coding region runs from base 27 to 1469 and encodes 480 amino acids. Gene Ontology annotation, molecular function: zinc ion binding; protein binding.
AGCUGAGCUGCUACUCAGAAGGCUCCAUGGCUGCUGCCGAUCCAGCACAGGCUUUUGAGGAUGAAGCUUCUUGCUCUGUCUGCCUGAAAUAUUUUGAGGAUCCAGUUACUCUGGACUGUGGGGACAAUUUCUGCAGAGCCUGCAUCACCCAGUGCUGGGAGGGGUUUGAUGCAGACGUUUCCUGCCCUCAAUGCAGAGAGAGCUUUCCCCAGAAGACUUUCAGACCGAACAGACAGCUGGGAAAUCUCCUGGAGUUGCUCCAGAACUUCAGGGGAGAGAGAGAGCCGGAGCAGGGAGCAGACAAGGUUUGCCAAAAGCACCAGGAGCCUCUGAAGCUCUUCUGUGAAGAUGACCAAACCCUCAUGUGUCUGUUUUGUGUUGGAUCUGCACAUGAGGAUCACUCUGUGGUGCCUAUGGAGGAGGCUGCCCAGGAAUACAAGGAGCAAAUCUGGAGGCACCUGGAUGUUUUGGAGGAGGAAAAAGAAGAGAUUCUAGCUCUUAUAGCCCAAGAGGAUGAGCAAAGCCAGGAACCGCUGAAGCAAACAGAGAUUGAGAAAGAGAAGAUGCAAUUUCAAUUUGAGCGACUGCACCGGUUCUUGGAAAAACAAGAGCGUCUCUUUCUGGCUUGGUUGGAAGAGCUGGAGAGAGACAUAGAGACCAGGAAGGAUGAAAGUAUCACACAGCUCUCAGAGAAGCUUUCCUGUCUUGAUGCUCUGCUCAGGGAACUGGAGGAGAAAUGUGAGGAGCCAGCAAUGGGAUUUCUGGAGGAUGCCAGAAGCACCUUGAACAGAUGUGAGACAGAGAGAGCCUGGCCCUCAGCACUUGCUCGUCCUGAAACAAACUGGAGGAUUUGGUUAUUUUCUCAAGAUAUUACUUUUCUACAGGAGGCUCUGGAGAAACUGCAAGUGUGCUUAUUGCCUGACCCAAAGGUGGACAGAGUGAGCGUGACUCUGGAUCCCGACACAGCGUUUUCUUGGCUCCGUCUGUCUCCAGAUCGAACACGUGUAAACUGGGGAGUCACACAGCAGGAGGUGCCUGACAGCCCUGAGAGAUUUGAUGCUGCGCCUUGCGUGCUUGGCUGCGAAGGCUUCACUUCGGGGAGACAUUAUUGGGAGGUGGAAGUUGGGGAAGAGGCAGUCUGGGUUCUGGGAGUAGCAAAGGAAUCUGUGAAGAAAAAAGGGGGGAACAGGAUUGCAGCCAAGCAGGGCAUCUGGGCUGUGCGGAAAUACUGGGAGAAAUACCAGGCUCUCACUUCUCCUGAAACCACUCUGCACGCGCAUGGGAUUCCCACAAGGAUUCGGAUUUAUUUGGACUAUGAAAGGGGAUUGGUGGCGUUUUAUGAUGCUGGUAACAAAGCCCCGAUCUUCACUUUUCCACCAGGAUCUUUCACCGGGGAGACAAUCCGACCUUUCUUUGAACUCUUGAGUACAAACUCCCAAGUAAUAUUGUCACCCCAAGGGACAGGAUAAGCCAUCUUCCCGAUUGGUGGUCAGCCUUAGCCCUUUAGACUCUCACUCUUCAGGGGGAGGAGGAGGAGGUGGAAGAAAGAGCUUCACAGCUCCCGAUUUUCUCCAGCCUGUUUGUCUCUUUUGACUCUUCCCUUUGUUCCAGUUGCUCAACUAUAUUAAAAGAAGCUAAAACUGCAUGCAUGGCAUUUUUAUUAAUAAUAGAUGGGCACCCUCUAUGAUUAAUACACGGCACCCUCUGACUUCUGCUGGUGCUUCAGCUAGGCAGCACGUCUACAGAAUUAGGUACUAGCUAAUUCUGCAGAACAUGUGCUUUCAUGUGUAGCUUUUUGGUACAAAGGGCUGGGCUUAAAUAUUUCUGCUUCUUAGCUCUUCUAUGUCUGCUUCUCUCUCUGAGGCCUGGAGAAAGGUACCGUGAUACCCAAAUGCCUGUCUUUGUCUAUCCCAACCAUGCAUUAGGCCCAGUUCUUACCCACACGAAUUCUUUUCUUUCUGGAAACUUAAAACAGCUCCAGUUCAAAACUAGCCUUUUCCUUUGCGUAUCAAGACCCGAGAAACUAAAAACAGGUACUUAAAGUCACUUGAAAUAACAACAGAACCUCUUCUUGGGAGGCUGAGAUUCAAUGUUCUUUUUUGGUGCAAUUUCUCUAAUGAUUUGGUUAAAACAGCAACUUGUCUGCACGCAUUCGGACGGCCUUUCUGGGGGUGCAAGGAUGGCUGCACGGAUAGCGCAAAAUCUGCCAUUUUCAGGUCAAACGAAGUUACGACGAGCCAUUUCCUUGGCACAUAAACAAACUCCAAAUAAUAACUCUAAGCAUGGGUUACUCUUCAGAUAUUGAUCGCAAUCAGUGAUCACUGACCAGGCACCAGAAAAGUGCCUCCAAAAGCUGCAUCUCCACAUAA